Papilio xuthus (Asian swallowtail) is the source of this 2353-nucleotide messenger RNA. RefSeq names its product E3 ubiquitin-protein ligase SIAH1-like. Gene Ontology annotation, biological process: multicellular organism development; proteasome-mediated ubiquitin-dependent protein catabolic process. The record is from RefSeq and is a predicted model, not a curated record. The coding region runs from base 411 to 1688 and encodes 425 amino acids. The transcript is spliced from 7 exons. Gene Ontology annotation, cellular component: cytoplasm. Gene Ontology annotation, molecular function: ubiquitin protein ligase activity; zinc ion binding; ubiquitin conjugating enzyme binding. NCBI's taxonomy places the organism in Eukaryota, Metazoa, Arthropoda, Insecta, Lepidoptera, Papilionidae.
AGUUGAUACCAAGUUCCAAAGCCGAAAGCCUAGGAUUUCUAAGCAAUGGUUAUACGUUAAAUCUCUUAGAAUAUUGUUGUUACUUCUUUCACGUUAUUUCUGAUAAAGUACAGGCAUUUGCAUAAAUCUAUCACACAUUUAAAAUUAGUCUUACCUCUAUAAGAGUUGAAAAGAGCAAUAGAGAAAAUUUGUCUAUGGCGGGGUGUUUUUAACAUUUCAAGCAAACUUCAAAUGACGCCAUUUAUCAAGUUUGUGUAGAAGAAAGUAAAGUGCAUUCUAAUUUUAGUAAUUGAUUAAAGUAGUACUCAAUAUUGCUAUUAUAUUAGCAACAAAGAAUUUUUAAAAGAAAAAAUAUUAAAGAAUAAAAGCAAUCGUAUAAAAGAUUAAAGGGUGACCUUGUGUUCUACAACAUGGGUAAUGAACAAUCUUCAGAAAACGAGAGGAGAAAAAGGGAUGCCAAUAUCCAGGCAACUUUGCAAAAGACUUUAGAAAAGCAAAGGCAAAUUUAUGAACAGAGAUGCAAAGAAAUGUUGCAAACUCAAGCAGAGGCUUUGCGAAAAGAACAAUUAGCUUCAACAAGUGUAAAUAUAACUGCUGGAACAUCCAGAGAUUGUCAGAAUAAUUUAUAUCCAAAUCUACAACCUAGCACUUCAAGUGAACAUUCAUCCCCCAUUGUCUACACAAGUCCCUUAUCCUAUCAGAGAUAUAGUGUUACCAGCCAAAAUAAUGAUCUCACAACAAAUACCGCAACUGUCUCAUCUGCAAAUGAUGCACAAAGGGUAAUACCUUCAGCACCACCAAUGACUUAUAAACAACCAAUGAAAGUAAACAGUGUUCAAAAUUAUAGUGGACUCGGCACCGAACACAACUGUCCAAAGUGCGGCAAUAAAUUCGGCUUGCACAUAUUUCAAUGUGGCAGUGGACACAGUUCAUGUAGGAAUUGUAAAAUAAAUAGCGGCAUUUGUGGCGUUUUGAACUGUGGUAAAAAAAUAACAGACAUGAGAAAUAGAACCCUUGAAGCUUACAUGGCCGAUUUAAUGUUAACUACCAAGCAAGGGAUUGUGAAAGAUUGUAAGCCAGUAAAUCAACAGACUAGUCAAUAUAACUCUAGACUUAAUUGUCCCAAUCAUCACGAUGGAUGCUGUUUACAUUUUACCACCAAUGAAAUGGAUAACCAUUUAAAAGAAUGUCCAUACAAUGAAAUGGCUUGCCCACUUCUGGCUAUAUUCGGACGGUGCUCCUGGCGCGGUAAAUUUAACCAACUGGACGGCCACUUUGCAGACUGUCAUCCUGAACAUCGUCGCGGCCAAGUCGAUACAGAAAUGUCGAUUGUAAACACGAAAAAUGACAACAGAAUAUUUUAUUUAGUUUUAAUCGGUACAUAUAAUUUCUUUAUUCAUUUAAAAAUCGAUUCUAACGCUAAAAUGAUUUAUUUGGCCGCUCAAUUAGUUGGCACAAAGGUGAGUGCUUCAAAAUGGUGCUACGAAUUCCAUAUCUACAAUAAGGCACAGCCAAGAAGGAAAUUCCAGUAUUUCGGUGUUUGCACAUCCAACACCAUUUCGAUAGAUGAUAUCUUUUUGAAAAAACAAUGUGCUGUUAUACCGAUGGCUUACAUUGACACAUUUAUAAAUCAUAAUUGUUUAAAUUAUAAAUUUUUCCUAAAGAAACAAAUCAAGACUACUUCAUAAGAUGAAAAGCUAUAAAAGUAAAUUCGUGUCUGCUGAAUACGGAUUUAGAUUAAAAUGCACGAUUGUGAUUUCAAGGUUUAAAAAAAAUAACCAUAGAGUACUGAUAUAGAUGUUAAUAAUAACUAAAAGGCGGCAAUUUAUGUACCGCUGUUUUUAGUAUUCUUCUAAAAUACCAUUUAUGUAAAAGACAUCCAGCAUUGUAAUAUUUGAUUUAAUUUAGAAUCUCAUAUGAGCGUGAAUAACUAUUUAAUUGGGUUUUUAAUUUUCUUUACACUCCAACACAUUAAUCGGGGCGGUCGCUAUAGCUUAUAGCUUGUAGGUUUAAAAAUCGAUGUUGCUAAUCGAAAAGUCAAAAAUAUACGGAAGUGACAAUAGCUUUCGAUAUGUCACGUACUUUUCCUACAAAUUUUGUCGAUUCCAGAACGAUAAGUAUAAUCGAAUAUUACAUUGUUUUGUCCCGCUGGCUCCACUGACCACUGACUAGCCUGGCUGGUUCUUUCAGAAUCAUAGUACCAUGACAUGUGUUUAUAAAGGACUAAAAGUAUUACAAUUUAGUAUAAGUGUAAAUGGGUAAAUAUAGAAAGUAGGAACUUAGGUUAUUUUUGAUAUAUCGAACAUAUGUAAUUUUCAUAUUAUUAAUUAGAAUCCUUUGGCGCGAAUGGCGC